UUCCUUCUAAGAGAUGAAGCUAGUGGAGAUGCCCGACGAUUCCUGCUUCAUGAUUGCGAGCAGCCAAGUUGGCGAGCCCCCAAUGUCUACUUCAACUCCAUGCGUCUGGAUUACGGGGUGGCGGCGAGAAAGCAACACUACUGCUGCAUCGUGGACAUGCUGGGGCGAGCGGGAUACCUGCAUGCGGCGGAAGAGCUUGUGCAAACCAUGCCUUUUCUUCCCAACUCGUGGGACUGGACGUCCAUGCUAAGUUCUUCCAGAGGCGAUAGAAUCUGGAAAAACGGUGCUCGAGUGACGAAACGAGCUUUGCUUUCGAGCCCCAGCGAUGGAGCUGUUCUUGUGCUGCUCGCAAACUCACGCUCUUGAUUCUUACUACUUUUUUCGAAACUUUACCUUUAUAAAACGGGUUAUCGAAUUUAGGGUUCAUCGGUCAUAAUGGAGGAAGAAGCUCAAUCGUUCUUCGAUUCGGCCCCGCCUCUCCGAUGCCGCGACGAUGUGGUCGCGAGCGUGAAUCGCUUCUUGGAUAUCUGGAAGGCGGCAUCGGCCAUCGGCCAGACGACGCGCAUUGCCAUUGUUACAUCCGGGGGCACGACCGUGCCCUUGGAGCGACGAUGCGUUAGGGUCAUUGACAAUUUCAGCUCGGGGAGUCGAGGAGCAGCCUCCACAGAGUACUUCCUUGCAAGUGACUAUGCUGUGAUUUUCCUUCAUCGGAGAGGAUCUAUGCAGCCAUUUUGCCGCUCGCUGCCGGAUAAUCCCAUACAAGAAUGUCUCGAACCUGUGGAUGGAUCCAUCCGGGCACGAGAAAAAUGGUUUGAUGCUGUGACUCGGGCAGUCACAGGACAUCAUUCUGCGGUGCUCCAGAAGAAGCUCUUGAAGCUCGAGUUCACUACGCUCUUUGAGUACCUCCAAAUUUUAGAGAUUGUUGGAGCUGCCAUGAAACCAGUUGGCAGGCAUGCUAUGUUUUACUUUGCAGCGGCUGUCUCCGACUUCUACGUCCCCUGGAACUCCAUGAUGGAGCACAAGAUCCAGUCGGAUGACGGCUCGAUGACAAUGCAGCUCGCUCCGGUUCCAAAGAUGCUUGGAUUGUUACGAAAGCAUUGGGCUCCGGAGGCCUUUUGCGUCUCGUUCAAGCUGGAAACGGACGUGGACAUACUCCUCAAGAAAGCACGCUCGUCGCUUUGCAAGUAUGGCAUGCACGCGGUGGUCGCCAACGAGCUCGAAACGAGGAAGAACAAGGUCGUGGUUGUGACGAGAAAAGUAGAGAUGGUUUUGGAAAAGGGUGACUGCUCCGACAUAGAGUUGCCGCUGGUGAAUUGUCUGGUCGCCCAGCAGACCAUGUAUCUCCAGCAGCAACAAGCAUGAAUUUGGCAGCCGCUCGUCCCAUCAAGUCCUCCACAAGCCAAGUCCACUCACUCGCGAGUUCUUCCUUGUCUCAAACACUUCCCGGCUCCCAGGUCUUCCUCUCCAAUCUCCUCAUAUAAAUGUAUGGAAGAUGCGGCCGACGCUCUCUUGGUUUUUGAGGGGUCUUGUU
This is a messenger RNA of Selaginella moellendorffii, 1531 nucleotides long. RefSeq names its product phosphopantothenate--cysteine ligase 1. Gene Ontology annotation, cellular component: nucleus; cytoplasm. Gene Ontology annotation, biological process: coenzyme A biosynthetic process. The record is from RefSeq and is a predicted model, not a curated record. NCBI's taxonomy places the organism in Eukaryota, Viridiplantae, Streptophyta, Lycopodiopsida, Selaginellales, Selaginellaceae. Gene Ontology annotation, molecular function: phosphopantothenate--cysteine ligase activity. The transcript has 9 exons. The coding region runs from base 436 to 1362 and encodes 308 amino acids.